AUGUCGACCCAGCGACAAGUUCCCGCGAACCCGGCCGACGCCGGAGACGAGGCGCCGGCCCCAUCCUCGGCGGAGUCGUCGCUGUCAGUGCCGCUCUCCACUCGCAGCUCUGCGCUGCCCGUCGCGGUGCAGUUCCCGCUGGUGGUCGUCCUCAGUUUCUCCAUGGCGAGUCUAGGGUACAGCCUGCUUGGCGAGGUGACUAAGGGCGAGCUCGCUGCCGUCAGUCGCAGCCAGGAUACGUGGGAGGAGGUGGGCUUGUUGGCGGGGUGGCGAGGAAUCCAGUUGGCGUUAGGAUGGUUUGGCAAGCUUGAUAGCUUGGAUAUUGCCAUGUUGGAUCUGCUGUCGCAUGGCCCUCACUUUUACCUCCUCUCGACCUUUUACAACCUCAGCCCGUCGACGGCGCUUUAUGCUCUACUCAUUGACAUGGCCUCGGUCGCCGCACCCUUCUACCUGCUCCGCCCGCUCUCCGCCGUGCAUACACCCUCAGCCGCGGCUAAGCUCCCCAACCGCGAGCUCCUCGACGUGGCGCUUCAGCUGUACACGGCGGCGCUAUCGACUGGAAUCUACUCGGUCGUCCUGGUCCUAUCGAUGCACUUCAUCCUGCCUCGCGUCCUCGUCGUCUACUUCGCCAACCUGCCCACCAUCGAGCCUGCGUACGCCGCCUCUUACACCUCCAUCCUACCCGUGACGGCAGUCUUCGGCAUCGCGGCCAGCACCUUCAUCUUUGCGCCGUUCGCGACGACCGGCCACGUCAAGGAGGACGACAAAGUCGCUGCAUUUGAUCCCGUCGAGGCGUCGCUUGGGGAGACGGUCUGGUGGAACGCUUGGGGCUAUACGGCCAAGACCAAGGUGGUCAUUCGGCGCACGGCGGUGGCCGUGCUCGUGUCCGCCGUCAACACGUACCUCGCCAGCUCCAAGACGGUGUACGGUGUCGAGCCACUGGGUGCCGCUGCCUACGCGGGCGUCUGGGCGUUUGCAGCCCUAUGCUCAGGCGUCGGGCUGGGCUUCGUCGGCGGCGAGUGA
Ilyonectria robusta is the source of this 1023-nucleotide messenger RNA. RefSeq lists its product as uncharacterized. The record is from RefSeq and is a predicted model, not a curated record. The transcript is spliced from 3 exons. The coding region runs from base 1 to 1023 and encodes 340 amino acids. Lineage: Eukaryota; Fungi; Ascomycota; Sordariomycetes; Hypocreales; Nectriaceae.